AUGUCCCAAGCAACGAGCUUGGGAGCGGCCGGGUAUCCCUCAACCAUCGAGCUUGACAUGGACGGCGGCAACUCUCCCUUCGCCAAUCCCCUCCUUGAAGAGCCCAUGCUCUCCAGAAUCACCCUUCCCGACGACGAACUAGGAUUCAUGCCACCCUUCCAACCGAGCCCCAGAAAACGCGGAAAGCGAACGGUGUCCUCCCGAUCCUCCCCUUCUCCCUCAGGCCGCGCCAAACGAUCCCGCCCGGCAGCGGCUGUAUAUGAGGCCUCAACGGUCGCCCAACCCCCCAGUCCCAAAAACUUCUGGGAUCUACCUUAUCCGCUACCAGCCAUGCUACCGGACUCUCUUCCUCCCUCAAUGCACGAGACAUAUUUCCCGCCCGCGAUCCCAGAGUUGGACGACGACGACAUUGACCUGGAUCUGGGCCUAAUUGGGGACGUGGACAUGGAUAUGGGCGGGAGCAUGGGCAUGGAGAUGGACCUGGACCUGCCCUUCGAGCACGACCCGGACCUGGAAGCUCACAACGCCUACCUGGCCGAUAAUCUGAGCGCCACGGGCGCGAACCCCUUCGCGCCGGGGUCACAGUCGCCCGCGAGCCAUCGAUCGCUAUCCCCGUUUGGUGAGCGAGGAGGGUGUGGUGGCGAGGCAGUGGCAACAGCGGCGACAUUUGGGUUUCCGAGUGGUGCUAAAGACGAUAUGUCGGACUUUGAGUGGAUGAAUCGGAUGAAUGAGGGGGCGAGAGCGCGGAAUUCGGCGUUUCCGAGGAUGGAUGAGAAUUUGAGGAUGGGGAGGUGGGAAAGGUAUGCUAGAGAUGGUGGUGGUGGUGGAAUGGAAGAGGAUGGGGGCCGAGUAGUUGCGGGACGGUUUGUGAAGGGGGGGUUUCGGAUGACGAGGGAGCAGGAGGAUAUCGUGGCGCAGAUGGUGGUUGAGAGCAGUGGAAUGGGUUACGAUUCACGACAAUGA
Molecule: messenger RNA, 963 nt
Organism: Dichotomopilus funicola
Lineage: Eukaryota; Fungi; Ascomycota; Sordariomycetes; Sordariales; Chaetomiaceae
Exons: 1
Coding region: 1-963 (320 amino acids)
Source: RefSeq, a predicted model, not a curated record